AUGGCGGCUACCGGUGCUACGUUGGGCUCAACCAGCAGCUUCUCAACUCGUAUCUCGCUCCGAUGGGUCCCCGAACCUCCAGCAGAGACGACCGAUACGAUCGUUCUCUCUGUCGGAGAAUGGUUUAUUGACUUGCGAAUGGAUAAGGCCUCUGGCGCAAUUGACUGGGCGAUGGCGGGUACACGAAUCGUGGAGAACCCCGGGGAAACACCACUCAAUGUGCGCUUUACCCGGGAGCUGGACUCUCUCAAUGAAAUCGGCAUGGUCGAUCCUGCCAACUUCAGCCCUCUUCCCAACGGCGAUGACCUCGAAACUGGAGAGAUGCCCCGCACCGAUCUCCCCGGUGCGCCGAUGACUGCCUUCGAAGAGGUCUGGAGAGAGCUGCCCUUCAGGGAAGGUCCCGAGGGUGCCAAGAAGGGUAUCUCGUGGAUUCUCGAGUCGGAUGAUAGUAACGUCAACCUAUCCGAGAAAGACGGCGAGGUGACCGUGACCAAGUUGUUUUUCGGUCGGAUCUGGGGCACAUAUUUAGCGUUCCAGCAGGUUCAGACUCAUUCUCAAGAGAAGGGUUCGGAUGGCACGUUGACUCUGAAGAGGACUGGAGCUGAAGUCAGUGCAAGACGGGAGGAAUGGAGUUCUGGAUGGGAGGAGAAGUACGUUGUUGGGCCUGAUGGGGGUGCUGUGCCCUCAAUGAAGACUGGAUUUGAAGGCGAGGGCCAGGGCUCUUGGAGGGUCCCCGGGGAGAAGGUGGUUAUUCAAGGAAAGUCGUUUAUUGUUCGGGCAUUUGAGGAGAUUUAA
Molecule: messenger RNA, 795 nt
Organism: Penicillium cataractarum
Lineage: Eukaryota; Fungi; Ascomycota; Eurotiomycetes; Eurotiales; Aspergillaceae
Exons: 2
Coding region: 1-795 (264 amino acids)
Source: RefSeq, a predicted model, not a curated record